Messenger RNA from Mercenaria mercenaria, 6462 nucleotides. Its product is annotated as E3 ubiquitin-protein ligase SH3RF1-like. Gene Ontology annotation, biological process: positive regulation of proteasomal ubiquitin-dependent protein catabolic process; positive regulation of JNK cascade; protein ubiquitination. Bases 247 to 2619 code for a protein of 790 amino acids. Lineage: Eukaryota; Metazoa; Mollusca; Bivalvia; Venerida; Veneridae. The transcript is spliced from 17 exons. Gene Ontology annotation, molecular function: protein binding; metal ion binding; ubiquitin protein ligase activity. The record is from RefSeq and is a predicted model, not a curated record.
UAGGUUAUAUUAUGCACUAAUUUUUUAUUGACUCAUGCAAAAUCCAAGAUGGACGACUGCACUGGAGAGGAAGUAAAUUUUUAGAAAUAAUUGAGUUGUGUGGUGUCCAUAGGGAUAAAAUAGACACUUUGGUCUUAGUGGAAAUGGAUGCAUAGAGCAGCUGACCAUCUCUGUGCUUGCAUCACUAUCGUCCAGAGAAUUCCAAUCAGUCACAGCAUCACAGGGUAUAUGAUCAUGUUGCAAUAGAUGGACGAACAAGCACUGAAUGAGUUGCUGGAAUGUUCAGUAUGUUUGGAUCAGCUAGAUGAUACAAGCAAAGUGUUGCCAUGCCAACAUACAUUCUGUAAACGGUGUUUGGAGGAAAUUGUCAGUACAAAACAUGAGCUACGCUGCCCAGAAUGUCGCUUCCAUGUUGAGAUGCGAGUGGAAGACCUUCCUUCCAAUAUUCUGCUUAUCCGUCUCCUGGAGGGGUUGAAGUCUCAGUCUCGGAUUGCAAGUUCACAAGGACCAGGACAUAGAAGAGAGACUCUAGGUUCACCAGGGUCUAGCAAGGCAGAUAAUACAAACCAGGCAGUAGCAGCAUUUGCUAGACAACAGCAACAGAGACAGGCAAGUACCAGCAAUCGACCAUGUGCCAAAGCUCUCUUCAAUUAUGAUGCUAAAGACCCAGGGGAUCUCUCAUUUAAGAAGGGAGAUAUUGUGUAUCUGAAGAAACAGGUAGAUGAGAACUGGUUCCAUGGAGAGCUGAAUGGGCAACAUGGUUUCUUUCCGGUCAAUUAUGUACAGGUUAUUACAGCAUUACAAGAUACUAUACCUCAGUGUAAGGGUCUGUAUGACUUUACAGUAGAUGAUGACAAGGAAGAAGAUUGUAUGCCAUUCAAAAAGGAUGAUACAAUGACUGUGAUCAGAAGGGUAGAUGAGAACUGGUUGGAGGUGAAGAAAGGAGAUAAGAUUGGUAUUCUACCCAUAUCAUUUGUAGAGCUGAAUGACCCUGCCAAAAGACUACUAAGUUUGACAGAUAAAAAUGCCAUAGCGAUCGCUGGUUCUGAUCCUCCUGUGACCCCAGCCCAUCCCGUGAGAUCAGCGAAAGAAGGCUCCCCAGGCGCUGUACCUGUAGUGAACAAACGCCAUUCUCUAACAACAAUCCCCCUUACAGUAACUACUCCUGCCAGUGCUUUACAACGGAGAUCCUUAGACAGUAAUACUGACACUGACCUCUUGGCAACUGGAGGUCAGUCUGUUGCCAUUGCGGCACCAUUGCUAUCUACUAUGACAACAGAAAUGCCAGUUACUAUGACAACACAGCCAAAAAUACCAGCCAAUCAGGCUAUCUCAGUACCUCCUAGAAAAACUGAGACAGAACUCCCAUUGGUGCCUUCCCAGAACAAACCAGAUAGCACAGUAAUAUUGGACCAGCCAGCAGUAACAUCUCGACAUACAGGUGAUGUGAUGUCUGCCAGUUUAACUGCUGGUAGGAAGGAGGAUGUAGCAUCUGGCAGUAUUGGAUCAUCAGCUUCCAUAUAUAUAGCAUUGUACAACUAUAAACCUCAGAAGGGAGAUGAGUUAGAAUUGAUCAAGGGAGAUUAUUACUCUGUCUCAGAGAAGUGCCUGGACGGCUGGUAUAAAGGUGUGGCACUGAAGACCAACUUGUCUGGAGUCUUUCCAGGGAAUUACGUUCAGUCUGUGAAGACUCAUACCAGUACAUCUAAAUCAUCGAGCAAGUCUUUGGUUACAAAACCAAAACUACCACCACCAGAUCAGGGUUUAAAUGCAGCAACAAAACCAUCAUUAAGCCCUCCUAGACCCAAAACUAGCAGUUCUGAGGCAGCUGGCAGGUCUCGUGCAAGACCUGAUCGUGAAAGGAGGUCAGCUAGUGGGGACAGGAAUGGUGCACCACCUCCUAUUGUUCCAAGAAGUGGACAGAAUUUAGCACCAUCCUCAGGCAAAGGUCAUGUUUCACCCAGUCCCAAUAGUCCAAUACUCCUGACGUCCAAAACAACACGCUAUGUCCGAGCCCCAAAGUCAUCCAGUCCAAGCCUCGGUGCUAAAUCAGAUACAAGUCCUAACACGAGUGCCAGCAGCCCAGUGUGGAAACAUUCAAUGUCAGCAAGUGCCAACAUUACGCCACCUAAUGUUGUUGUUGGAGCCUCGGCUAACCAUGCACCUGCUGUUGUCAAAGAAAAGGAGAAGAAGAAAGAUAAGGAAAAGCUGAGCCUGAUGAAGAGAAUAACCUCAGCUGGUAAACUGAAGAAACCUAAGUCUACUGAUGUAGAAUCAGCCUCUCUUAGUGACUCCAGUGUUUCACAUAGCAGAUCUGGAUCGUAUCCCUCUGACACCUCACCCCUAGUACCUUUAGAGCCAAACCACAAGAAGUCAGGAUCAUUUGAUUCAUCCUCACCUAACACUCAACGCAGGCCUACCAGGCCUAAACCUCUUGCCAGAGAAAAGUAUAGAUGUAUAGACACGUACCCAGCACAGAGCGAAAUUGAGCUGGAUCUCAAAAUAGGUGACGUUAUAUAUGUGCACAAGAAGCGUGACGAUGGUUGGUUUAAGGGUACGCUGCAACGUUCAGGCAAAACAGGACUUUUCCCAGGAACUUUUGUAGUGAAGGUGUCUUGAGAAAAGUUGACCUUUAAUGUGUCUCUAGUUUAUGAAAUUGAAAAUUGCCAGUGUAGACCAAAAGCUGAUAAUGAUAGCAUGAUGCUGAAGCUUGGCUUGGAUACAGUGUCUGACAGUCUGCAGAGUUGAUGCUGGUAAUAUUAUGAUACAAGCGAACAAACUAUUAUAACUUUUAUCUUGGAUUGUGUGAUACUUUGUUAAAGAUUCCAGUUUGUUAAAGGUACUAGCAGGGUUAUUUUGUGCCAUGAAAGACAAGCAGAUUAAACAGGGUGUUCUGUUAUGCAGACAGAAUGUAUUUUUAUAACCUUUUAAAAAAUGAUUUUGAAUAAUUUACUGUGGCAAUGAUUUCAAAUGGAAUAUUUUACCAGUUCACAAGAUACCUCCCUUGAGCAUGACUUCCAUUUUGCUGCCUCACAGAUAUAUUUUGUAUCAAAAUACUCUAAAUCAGUGUCAUAAUACAAAUUUUUGUUAGAUAUGCUUCAUGUUUAUUACUGCAAGGGAAUUUUGUCAGAUUUAUUGAUAACAUUUGCAGCUUUUGUCCAUUUCAUAGUAGUGGUUUAAUCUCCGUUGUAUGGCAUAAUCAAAAGACCUCAGAUACUCUUUUAUGGGGGCCUUAGAGGCCAAGUAGUUAAAAUCACUGACAUAGUCAUAUGCCCCUUACCUCUGUGGGUACAUGUCAGCUCUUUCUGUCAUGUUAGGAAUUUUAUUUUAUUCAAAACUUAUAAAAUAUUGACUAAAGUGAGACAGUGGGGGAGCUGUCAUUUAGGUCUCAUUGACCCACUUUUGGUUUCAAAAUUACUUAUCUUUGGCAGAUACCCUACGGAAAUUGCGUUGAGGUAAAUUUUCACCUCUUUGGCUUCAAAAAGCAUCUUUAACGGCAUGCCGGGGGUCUAUACUCUAUAUAGCGAAAGUUAUACUGUGCCUGACAGAGCGGAUGGACCCUUAUUAAACUUAAAUAGUCAGUCAGUCAGUCAGACAGGGUCUGUAUGCUGUUUCUUUUAGUGUUCAAAACCAUAAGUGGAAGUACCCAGAGUUGAAAGUUUCAGAUGUACAAAUAAGCUUUAUAUGAAAGUGUAUAUGAACUAUCUUUAAGUGUUUUAGCAUGUGACUGAUAAAAAUCUUUAUAUUUUUCAUUUAAGUAAGUUGCUUUUUUCUCUAUUCCACUCUUUUCAAAUGAGUGUCGUCUACAAACAAAAACUAAAUGAAUAUGUUUAAUUAGAGACACACAGCUAUUUUCAUGUUGAUUUUCAAUUAAUCAACCAUUCUUACCAAAUGCAAGACUUACAACUGUAGAUAAUAUGUUACUUGACUCAUGUUAGUUCAUACUUUUACAUACAAAAUAUCAGUGCAAAUAUGAGGUGACGCUUUAAAAACCAAGAAAAACGUAACAAGACACUGCUUCUGUUGAAUGAUUGUAAAAUACCCAGACUGGAAAUAUGAUGUGAGUAAUUGCCAUACUCUUAUAGUAAUAAAUGCAUACUAUUACUUAUUUGGUGAAAUUUUACAUAUUCCCCUCUGGAUGGUUUCUCCUACUUGGAUAUCAUAAAUUUCCAUUGAUGAGGUGAUAAGUUUGAGUCUCUGGGAGAUGCAUGUCCUCCGUGAUGAUUGAAGGCCUUUUGUCUAUGGUCAUUCAGUCUCAUCCUUUAAAUGAUAGGUGGAAAUUGUCUGUUGCUGGAAAUCCUGUUUUCAUCAGAAAACAUAUUUACUAUUAGAUAAGAAUCUUUUUUGCCUUUUCAUAUGCACAAAGGGACGUAUUAUGUUAGCAAUUAUGUGUCCGCUCUGUAACCCUUGAACCCCUUGAAGGAUUUUAAAGAAACUUGGCACAAAUGUUCACCACAUUGAGACGACAUGCAGAGCUAUUGUUCUGGAUGGCUGGCUUCAAGGUCAAAGUCAAACUUAUAGGGUCAAAGGUCAUACCUUCAAGGUCAAGGUCGGGUGUAUAUUGCUCUGCAUGUAGGUGCUGUUGUUGUGUAUUGAAGUAGAAUCAGUACUAUGUCCUCCCUAUUACUGCAUGAGCCAACUCUUUAUACACUAUUUUUUUGUCUAGUUUAUUGGACGACUUAAAUGUAUAUAUAGAAAACUGGCAUAUACAGCACUAAUGGCUUUACAUAAAGUUAAUAGUCUUGUAUAUGAAAAAACUAAAAUUGUAGAAAGAUAUGUUAUACAUUUAGAGAUUGCGACUACACAAAAUUUUUAUGUGUGUAAAAAUCUGUGUUGUUAACUGAUUCUAUAAAAGAUUCAUAUGUUAUGUUAUUGUCUUUUGUUAAAUGUUGGUGAAUUAUGUGUCUUUUCAUUGUCAAUGAAAUUGACAAAACUGUUGAAAUUUUAUUUUAAUAUGCUGAUAUGCAAUGUUGAACCACAUAAAAAUGUGAUACAUGUUAAUUUGAAGUUUUUGUAAAAUACAAUGUACUGAUGUGAAUAUGUAUGCAUGUUGAAUUUUUUUCAAGGACUGCGACAGUCAUUAUUUUUUUUCCAAAAUGUUUGGAAAUGAAAGUCCAAGGAAAUCAUAAUUUUUGUGUGCAAAUAUAAGCGAUCACUGCAAAUUAUUCCCCAAGUUAAAGUGAGAGGUUACAGCCUACAAACCAGAACUAAAUUGUUUUCUAGGAAAUCAUACACUUUUCUGGGAAAACGUGUCUAUCGUAGUGCAGAUUUGAUCUGUGAAAUCAGUUAAUUUUUUUGACAUGAAAUUUCAUUUUCUUGGUUUAGGCCAAAAUGAUUAUUUUGUGGGGACAUGAAGAUGUGAAUGUCAUUUUAGAAGCAAAAUAAUGUGGAGAUUAAUUUGUUCAUUUAGAUUAAAUUUUCUGAAAUUUACACAGCCACAAUAUCAGCAGAAAUAAUAAUUCUGAUUAUGUCACAGUACUUGAUAUAUAAUGCUCUAAAAUAGGAGGUAUGUAACACAUGAUAUAUUGUUUAAUGUUUUAGGCAGUAUGUUAAAUUUUCUACCAUGUUGUAAAUUUUUAGUUUAUUAUACAAGGCAAACAGGGUCUGCAAAUACAAAGUAUACCUGUUUGCUCUAAUAUGAUAUCAUAUGAAAUCAGUUCAAUGAAACAACAGUUCUGUUCUAUGGCUCCAUUUUUUCACCAAAAUAAAUAUCUGUUGUUGGCUUUUUUUGUAUGUCAAAACAAAAUUGAGUUUCAUUAGUAUUAGUGCACAAACAGUCAAGUUUUUUUUUAAACAAAUUUUUCUGAUGCAGUUCCUACCAGAAUUAGUAUAUAUGUACAGAUCUUUUCAUAUGCCCAGAUUAUUUGAAAAUAUACAGGAACUAUGUUACCUGCACUGUGAGUAGUUGCUUAUCCAUGACAAGGUACUACCUUCUCAAUAGUUCUAACACCCAGGUUAUUUAUAUCUUCAAUAAAGUACUGUGGCUUAACAUUGGUAAUUUUAGGUUUAUAUGAGUGAAUGUGGCCAUGUAGCCGUAUUCAUUUGGUGAACAAUUGAGACAUUUUUGAAUCGUAAAGAGUAACACAACAUUAAUGGCUAUAAUCCAUUUGUAAAAGAUGAAACAGUUCUAGAAGUAGAGAGGCUAUUAUACAUGAGGGAUAUCUGUUAGCUCACAGAAGCUCAAAUGAAAUAUAACAAACUUGUUUUUUGUUUAUAUAUGUUUUUAUGUACAUCAACAGUUUGAGGCCAGCAGCUAAACAUUUUCACGUUCCCCUGAUGAGAGUUUGAAUGAGCUUAAAUCAGUGGUACUAACACCCAUUAGUUUUUCACUUUUUUGCCUUUGUUUACCUGUCCAAUUUUAGUGUUAUUAUAUGUAUAUGUUGCUCUUUACAAAAUAUUUGUUGAAAUCUGUUUACUCUAAUUAUGAAAAAAACUACAGAAGGAAAUAAAUAAUAUGAUUAG